Molecule: messenger RNA, 1560 nt
Organism: Aspergillus viridinutans
Lineage: Eukaryota; Fungi; Ascomycota; Eurotiomycetes; Eurotiales; Aspergillaceae
Product: DUF4246 domain-containing protein
Exons: 7
Coding region: 1-1560 (519 amino acids)
Source: RefSeq, a predicted model, not a curated record
AUGGUAUUCAAUGAUGAGAUCACUGCCAAAUGGCGCAAAGAAAUUCAGGAUAGUGGAGAAGAUGUCAGUGAGCAAAUGUUAGAGUGGAUCAUCAAAGAAGCACAGUGGAAAUCCAAGGUCUUCCAAGACACUAAGCAUAUUGUCGCAUUUGACAUAGGUGUGGUCAAAUCAGAUGUUGCCAUACCGGAAGAAUUACAACAGGCUCUUAAAGCGGCUGUCCAUCCACUUGAGGCUGAGGGGCAGAAGGACUAUCAUCCUGGAAUAGAUAAUAUGGUGGUUGACCUAGUUGACCCAUCAUUAUUCCCUGUGGUAUAUGGUCGAACGCGCAUCCUGCCAGAUCGACUCAUCAGUGCAGGAGGCACCCCAUUCGACCCUACAGCCUCAGGUUUCAAUGGCUACCCUGUGACAUUCACUUUGGACCAGAUGAAUGAAUAUGAACGCAUUAAAUACUAUGCAGUGGAGUAUGAUGAACAUCCAGAACCUGAGCCAGAGCCAGAGCCGGCAGAUGAAGAUGAAGAGAAUAGUGAUGUAUACUGGGAGAGACACCGGGCAUGGCAAAGACGACAGCCCAUUAAACUACCAGAACCGGGAUGCUUCGUCCCAGACACUGUUAUUGCAUGCAACCAGGUCAAUCUCCGCCAGGAAUUUGCUGAGCGAGGGCUCCAGGUUAUUGUUAAGCUGGCGAACAUCGAGCUAACACCAGAGAAGCCUGAGUAUGAAGGGGAUUCCUGGCAUAUUAAAGGGCAACUGAAUGAGCAUAUCUGUGCUACAGCCAUCUACUACUAUGAUAGUGAGAAUAUCACAGAGAACACUCUUGCAUUCCGUCAACGGGCAAGCAGAAGUAAGGUUGAGGAUAUUGAAUAUGAACCAUCCCGGCAUGAAUUUCUUCAACAGGUCUUUGGCUUUGGGCCUGAUGUGGAUGGUUCUAAUGAAACCAACGUCACACAGCUGCUGGGUAGUAUUAAGACCUGCCAGGGACGUCUUCUUACCUUUCCUAAUAUCCUCCAACAUCGUGUGGCGCCUUUUUCGCUGGCAGACCAGUCUAAACCAGGCCAUCGCAAGAUCCUUGCAUUUUUCCUUGUGGAUCCGCAUCUGCCUAUCAUUUCAUCAGCGAAUGUGCCACCUCAGCAAGAGGACUGGUGGAGAGAACGACAGGAGCUUGUUAGCUGUUUGCUUAGGGAAAGACUGCCUGCCGAACUGCAGGGCAUGGUGAUGGAGUCAUUCGAUGCUUCCCCCAUCACAAUGGAGGAGGCUAAGCAGUACCGAAAGGAGCUGAUGGAGGAGCGUUCGUCCAAGUCGGCGGUGCAGAACGAGAGCUUGGCAAGUUUUGAGUGCCGCAGUGGAGCUCCGCGGUUUAGCGGUGAUAAUGUGCCGGAUUUCUUGCGAGUCAUGGACAACCUCUUUCGCAGAUAUCUUAUCUCUGAGAAGCAGUUGCUGAAAGAAGAUGUCGUGAUUGCAGAGGCCCUGGCCCAGGAGUCAAGCCUUGCAAUCGUGGCGAAGCGAGAGUCUUCACCUUCGAUGACCUACCGGGCAGUGUCCAGUCACAAAUGCUCUCCUUAA